Molecule: messenger RNA, 1731 nt
Organism: Danaus chrysippus (African queen)
Lineage: Eukaryota; Metazoa; Arthropoda; Insecta; Lepidoptera; Nymphalidae
Source: the annotation of a GenBank genome assembly
AUGGCAGAGGUCGAAGAAAAAGUGAUAAUGACUCCUAAGAGCAAAACAGCUAAUUCUACAGUAUUAAUAGUAGAGAGAAAAAUAGCGGAAGCAGAGCCAAGUGAUAAAAUACAUGUGGCUGGUGGUGACCAUACAGGAAUAAUAAUAAACAAGGAAAAAGUUUACGAAAAUGGUGUAACUGAACCAUGUCAGGCACAGCUAGAGUUCAGUGUGUAUCUGGUGUCAGCGAACACUGGUAGCCACACACGUGAAGCGAGAGGUUUGAAGUUCUGGUUCAAACCUGAGCUGUCUCUUGAUGAUUGUGCUCAUGAAGCACAAGCAUUCUUCCGAGAGUUAGUCAGUCCACAGGACUUUCCGAAAGAUUAUGUCGGGUUUAUCAAGAAGAUCAUUAAAUUGAUGCAAAAUAAGUAUCACAAGUUGAAGCUUCUAGAAAUUGAACUCCGACAAGAAGGUGCAUGCGAUCCGCCUCCAGAAGCAAACGGUGAAAUAACGAGUAAGACAAUUAUAUACAAGUACUGUAACGGUUCUUUCAUUGAAGACAAUCAUGCAAAUCAAACAUUAAUAUCCGAGCAGAGAGUUCUUGAUAUGAUAGAAAAUGCAUAUCCAAACCCAUUGUCCGUUGAUCACUUUGUUGCUGCCGGCAAAUGGUCGAAGGCGGAUGUCAAGGACGCGUUGGAGUCGUUGGAGGAGAAGGGUCUAACUCGUCUCAUGUCUGACGGAGUGUACGUUAGACAACACAGCAUCGACACUCAGGUUGUGAAACAAAUGCCAACUCUGAGCUCAGCCCGACAGCCAACAAUCGCGAUAGUCACAGCCCUGUACUGUGAGAAACAAGCCGUUGAUGCUAUGAUGGAUAAUCAGGAAACAUAUGUCCGUUACACAACCGUGGGUGAAUCAAAUGUAUAUACAUUGGGAACGAUUGGUAGUCAUAGAGUGGUGACGACUAAAUUACCAUCGGUCGGACGUACAAGGGAAGCUAUGACAGCCGCUGGGAACAGUACAACAAGACUAUUAGGCAUCUUCCAAAAGGUUGAAUAUGUCUUGCUGGUGGGUGUGGGGGGAGGGGUUCCCCAUUACACUGAUUACACGAAGCACGUUCGUCUUGGAGACGUAGUGGUAUCAACGCCAGCCCAAGAUCUACCAGACAAAUAUGUCUAUAUAUUUUGCGAGAAGGCCCAACGUAAUGAUAAAGGCGGCUGGGACUACGAAGUCAAACCAUAUAAGCCCGCUGAUUACUUACUACAGAAUAUAGCGCUGCGUCUGGCGCAGAGUAACGCAGAGUGGAGCAACUAUGUUGAAGAGGGUCUGAAUCGUCUGAAAGGUGUGCCGGGUCGUUGGGAGCCGCCAGAGGGCGCCACUGAUCGUCUGUGUGUUGACGUAGGGGGCGGGGCCUUCAUAGAAGUGGCGCACCCAUCACCUCAAGGAGACGCUAUGCGAGCCGCUCGUAUUCACUGCGCGCCUGUAGCGGGGGGACGCGCCGUCGCAGCGGCGGGGGAGGCGAGGGCUGCCUUCGCCUCACACGCCCGGGCUUUAGCAUAUGACUGUGAGCUAGACGCUGUGUUAGAUAGCGUCGUGGGCAAUAGGAAGGACUGCUUUAUAUCUAUUAGAGGUAUAUCUGAUUACCGAGACGGUACUCGUGGUAAGGAGUGGCAGCCUCAUGCUGCACUGGCCGCAGCAGCUGUUAUGAAGUCCAUCAUAACAGCCAUGGACCCUCCCGAGGAAUGUCAUUAA